This is a messenger RNA of Conger conger (European conger), 1493 nucleotides long. RefSeq names its product Ras-related GTP binding Ca (gene rragca). Gene Ontology annotation, biological process: cellular response to amino acid stimulus; regulation of autophagy; positive regulation of TOR signaling. Lineage: Eukaryota; Metazoa; Chordata; Actinopteri; Anguilliformes; Congridae. Gene Ontology annotation, molecular function: GTPase activity; GTP binding. The coding region runs from base 182 to 1324 and encodes 380 amino acids. The record is from RefSeq and is a predicted model, not a curated record. The transcript is spliced from 7 exons. Gene Ontology annotation, cellular component: nucleus; lysosome; Gtr1-Gtr2 GTPase complex.
AAAGAUUUAAAGGAGUAGAGAGAACUCUACCCUGUUCUGGGGAGUACAUUAGUUGGGCAGACAUUACACAAAUACUUGCAAGGCUUUUUCUUUUGUUGGCGGUCGGUGGUGGAAGGUGGCAUUCACGAAUACAACGAGGGAAAAAGGGGGGGAUCGGGGAGGCUAGCUUUGUCGGGUCAAAAUGUCUAUUCAGUUCGAAGAGCCACUGGCGGGUAGCUACGGUGUAGUAGACUCUUUUCCAAAAGAUUUUGGCUAUGGGGUGGAAGAGGGCGACAUCGAGGAUAGUCCGGCACCCUCCGACAGCAAGCCAAGGAUACUGCUCAUGGGAUUACGGCGGAGUGGCAAGUCUUCUAUUCAGAAGGUGGUGUUCCACAAGAUGUCGCCCAACGAGACGCUGUUCCUGGAGAGCACCAACAAGAUCUACAAAGACGACAUCUCUAACAGCUCCUUCGUCAACUUCCAGAUCUGGGAUUUCCCCGGGCAGGUCGACUUCUUCGACCCCACCUUUGACUACGAGAUGAUCUUCAGGGGCACGGGGGCUUUGAUAUUCGUCAUCGACGCCCAGGACGACUACGUGGAGGCCCUCGGCCGGCUGCACCUCACCGUGUCCCGGGCCUACAGGGUGAACCCCGAGAUCAACUUCGAGGUGUUCAUCCACAAAGUGGACGGCCUCUCCGACGACCACAAGAUCGAGACGCAGAGGGACAUCCACCAGAGAGCCAACGACGACCUGGCCGACGCCAGCCUCGACAAGCUCCAUCUUAGCUUCUAUCUGACGAGUAUCUACGAUCACUCCAUAUUCGAGGCCUUCAGCAAGGUGGUGCAGAAACUCAUCCCUCAGCUGCCCACCCUGGAGAAUCUACUGAACAUCUUCAUAUCUAAUUCAGGGAUCGAGAAGGCGUUUCUGUUCGACGUGGUCAGCAAGAUCUACAUCGCCACGGACAGCUCGCCGGUGGACAUGCAGUCGUACGAGCUGUGCUGCGACAUGAUCGACGUGGUCAUCGACGUCUCCUGCAUCUACGGGCUGAAGGAGGACGGCAGUGGCAGUGCCUACGAUAAGGAGUCCAUGGCCAUCAUCAAGCUGAACAACACCACCGUGCUGUACCUGAAGGAGGUGACCAAGUUCCUGGCCCUGGUCUGCAUCCUCCGGGAGGAGAGCUUCGAGCGGAAAGGGUUAAUAGACUACAACUUCCACUGUUUUCGCAAGGCCAUCCACGAGGUGUUCGAGGUGGGCGUGUCCGCGCAGCGCCUGGGCACUCUGCAGCCGGCCACGCCCAGUCUGAAGGCGGUCACGCACAACGGCACUCCCCGAAGCACCGUGUAGGAGGGACGGCCGCUCGGACGGAGAGACGGACGGACAGACAGACGGACAGAGGGGCACGGGCACCGUCGUGCCGCCACACUGACUUUAAUCCUCCGAGGCCCUCCGCGGCCUGGGGAUGCAGAGAAGACACGCAAGCUACAAAAAAAAAAAAAAAAAACAGGAAAAAAAA